UGGCCAUUAGCGUCUCAGUUGCUAUUUUUCUGCUAGUUUUGUGAUAAUUUGUUAUAUGUUGUAUCUUUUUUUGUAAACAUCGAAUACACAUAAUGUCUAGUUACGUUCUAACAAGAAGUGUCGUUGGUGCGACAAAAAAAAUAUUAUGGCGUACUUUAUAUCGACCGAUACACGAAGCCGCUGAAAAUCAGCAGAUUUCAAACGAGGAAACACAACCAGACCUUCCAGUGCAGUUGCAACAAAAUCCGUAUCAGAAGCCGCGAGUCCAAUGCAUUUUGUGCAAGCACAAUAUAGAACCAGAUUAUAAAAACGUAAGACUGCUCUCCCAGUUCCAGAGCCGUUACACCGGGCGUAUUUAUGGGCGCCACAUAACUGGUUUGUGCAAGAGUAAACAAGCAAAAGUUGAAAAAGAAAUUCUGAAAGCACAAAACGCUGGUUUCAUGGCUUACUACUUCAAGGAUGUGACGUUCGUGAAGGAUCCCCAGCUCUUUGAUCCGGAUCAUCCAUUCAGGCCUCAUAAUUUUUGAGCAACAGUUAACACAAUUUUAAGAAAUUGAUGACCAGAGUUUGUCAGUUUGUAUGAAAAUAUGUAAAUAAAUAGUGUUGUUGUAGCACAAUAUGCUGCUGUAUAACAACUCAAUACAGUCGACAGAUGGUUAGUUUUCACAUGAAUAUGUCGUUCACAAAUCUUUUCAUCCUACCCAUCUCAUGGAUACAGAGAAUCACAACAAUACACAUCGGUCUUUAUACCAUAAAGUCACAAUCUUCGACUGAAUAUUGAACCAAUUCUGGAGGAAUCCCUAACUGCUCCAAAAGUUUUGACAUGCUUACAGCAGUCCCACUGUGGCAGCUAAUAUCUUUCUGGAAUUGUAUAAGCGCUUCUUGACAACCUCGCAGCCAUCUUUCCGUAACAUCAUUUAAAUCAUGUGCCUCAUGCU
Molecule: messenger RNA, 938 nt
Organism: Diprion similis
Lineage: Eukaryota; Metazoa; Arthropoda; Insecta; Hymenoptera; Diprionidae
Gene: mRpS18C
Product: 28S ribosomal protein S18c, mitochondrial
Exons: 4
Coding region: 93-527 (144 amino acids)
Biological process (GO): mitochondrial translation
Cellular component (GO): ribosome; mitochondrial small ribosomal subunit
Molecular function (GO): structural constituent of ribosome; small ribosomal subunit rRNA binding
Source: RefSeq, a predicted model, not a curated record